AUGAGUUCAAUCUACAAGAUCGCAGUUGCUUCGGCGCUCAUGAUGAGCAGCCUUGCAACUGCCCACGCCACUCUUGCCCUUGAUGAAAACUUUGCAGACCCAUCCGUGAUCCAUACCAAAGAUGGUUACUACGCAUUUGCCACGGGUGGUAACGGGGUGUAUGUGCAGAUGGCGCAUUCCACCGACUUUUCCAAGUGGGAGUUGAUGCGCGGCCACGACCCCGUACCUGGUCCCUUCCCAUCCUGGGUGAACAGCCAUCCUAUGAUUUGGGCCCCCGAUGUGAUUCAGCGUGAUGAUGGCAAAUUCGUCAUGUACAUUUCAGCCUCUGUCAGUGAAGGGUCCCACAGACACUGUAUCGGCGCUGCCAUUGCAGACAAAGUGACGGGUCCCUACACUGUGGAGAAGAGUCCUCUGGCUUGCCCAGUCGACAAAGGUGGAGCCAUUGAUGCUGAUGGCUUCAAAGAUGGAAACAUCCACUACGUUGUCUACAAGAUCGAUGGCAACAGCCUGAACAAGGACAACAAGCUCAACCCGACUCCAAUCAUGCUGCAAAAGCUCAAAUCGGACGCCGUGACGCCCGACGGCGACCCUAUUAAGCUGAUCGACCGCGACGAGAUUGACGGACCCCUUGUGGAAGCCCCCAGUCUUGCCAAAGUAGGUGGAACCUACUAUCUCACCUUUUCCUCGAACUGGUACAACACUCCCAAGUACGACAUCAGCUAUGCCGUCGCGAGCAAAAUUACUGGUCCUUGGCAGAAAGUUCACGGUCCCGAUGCCCCAUUGCUGGUCUCGGGUGACUCGAGUAACGUGGGACCCUUGAGCGGGCCGGGAGGCGCUGACUUUAACGAAGACGGAUCCAAGAUUGUCUUCCAUGCUUUCAAGAAUGGCAAAUCCAUCGAUGAUGGGCGUGCCAUGUACGUUGCUGAUCUUAAGCCUUCCUUGCCGCCUCAAGAUGGCUCGACUCCGCGGCCAGAUCUGCCCUUUACAACCCUCACGUUUGCAACGUCGCUGGAUUCUUCACUGUCCUUGGCACCGGGUACGCGCACGGCAUUGUCAGGACCCCAGUCCAAAGCAAUGACCCACUACUUGCGAUCUCGUCAUGAUGGCAUUUUGAUCGGCGUCGGUACCGCCGUGGCCGAUGACCCAGGGCUGAAUUGCCGGAUCGCCGGGGUAGGAGGCUACGGCGGCGAAGGCUUGCACGGUCAACCCCGGCCUAUCGUCAUUGAUCCUUCAUUAAAGUGGGACUUUUCUGAAGGAAGCAAAUUGUUUCAAAUGUGCAGAGAGGGUCGUGGUCGUGCGCCGUGGAUUGUCACCACGGUGCAGGAGCCCCCAGCCGAAAAGGCAGCUCUGAUGGAAGCUUAUGGUGGACGUUUCAUCACGAUGAACAUUCCGUCUUCGGAUUCGGGGAGUCGCCGCAUGGAUUGGAGGGGAUUGCUUCGUGUUUUGCGAUCAAAUGGCCUCCGGAGUGUGAUGAUUGAGGGCGGUGCCCGGGUGAUCAACUCGUUACUGGAGCCGUCCUACAUGGCUCUUGUAGAUCGAGUCAUUUUGACGAUUGCGCCCACGUGGCUGGGGCAAGGGGGCGUUGUUGUCUCCCCUGCUAGACGGUUGGGUGAGGAUGGGGAGCCAAUGUCGGCAGCGAGGUUGAAAAAUGUGCAGUGGUAUCCGUUUGGAGAGGAUGUCGUUCUCUGUGGAGAGAUGAAGAUUUGA
This is a messenger RNA of Penicillium oxalicum, 1707 nucleotides long. Its product is annotated as 2,5-diamino-6-ribosylamino-4(3H)-pyrimidinone 5'-phosphate reductase. Gene Ontology annotation, molecular function: 5-amino-6-(5-phosphoribosylamino)uracil reductase activity; hydrolase activity, hydrolyzing O-glycosyl compounds. The coding region runs from base 1 to 1707 and encodes 568 amino acids. The transcript is spliced from 3 exons. The record is from RefSeq and is a predicted model, not a curated record. Gene Ontology annotation, biological process: carbohydrate metabolic process; riboflavin biosynthetic process. NCBI's taxonomy places the organism in Eukaryota, Fungi, Ascomycota, Eurotiomycetes, Eurotiales, Aspergillaceae.